GGAAGGAAAAACGACGCAAAUUUUUUGUAAAAGAAAACAAAAACAGUUUAGAAAACCAUUUUGCAUUAAUUUUAGCAACAAAUCAAAAUAAGUGUAUGAAAAACAAUGUGUAUAGCAUUAACACAGCCCCACGCAAUGGAAAUAAAUAAUUUGCUGUGAAAAGCGCGGUAUCCAUGAGACCAGCUGCUGUUGCUGCAGCAACUGCAACAACAGCGAAAUCAACAUAUUUUAAUGUAUAGUGGCUAUUAAAAACCCGCUGGAGCCGCCGCCAACAAGACAACAAAGCAACAACAACAAGAGACAACUACAUAGAGCGCCUCGUCGAACUCAUUGUUUUUUAACUGUGCCCAGCCGGCAGCUGUGAGCUAAAAAUGGAGUGGACCAGAGAAAAGACGCUGCUGUUGAUCAGCGAGUAUCGACAGCGACGUGGACUGUGGGACAUGACAUGCGACGAAUAUCGCAAGAAGGAUGUCAAGCAGCGACUAUUAAAUGAAGUUAGCGAGGUGUUAGGUGGUAAUAUACCAAUACCAGAGCUGGAAAAGAAAUUUCAUACGUUGCGCACACAAUAUCAUCGGGAAAUAAGUCGCAUGAAACGCAAAGAACCAUACAACUCAAAGUGGUUCGGUUUCAAAAAUCUAGUGUUUCUCAGUUCACCAUACGCGUGUCGUUCUACAAAGGGUCGCUUAAAAACGGAGAUACAGUCGCCGGAGAACGCAGAUGUACAAAAGUACGUAUUGGGCGAGAUAACCGGAGGUGCAACAGCAAAGGUAAGCGACAAUAUGAACGAAGACUACAUCAGCAAUGCACGCAAGACUCAUGCCAGCAGUCGUGCGCAUGAGCUGAAAAAACUUAUUGAGGAGACGACCAAAGAUGUGGAUGAAAUUGACGAGGACGAUGAUGAAGAAGAUAGGGAUAUAGAUGACGUGGCGGAGACCAAACCCAAAAUUAGCAAGGUGGUAUGUGAAGAUUUUGUGGAUAUAAACGAUGAAGAGCCCGAACCCCUGGAGCUACAACAGCAGCCGGAACAUACACAGUCUAUUAUGGAAUUGCAUCCCAGGUGCACAUCCGAGGUGGAAACGGUUAGCUUUCAGGCCAAUGAGAGCGGCGAGCUACACUAUCAGUCCUCUACAUCCUCAGCUAAUAGCUCAAGCAUGCAUGUAGGACCUGCGCGCAUAUUGAAGAUACAACGCCGUGAUACAACAAAUCCGGAGGAAGUCUAUUUCAAUGAUCAUCAUACACCACAACAAGUGCAUCCGCCCGCGCACAAGCGUCUUUUCUACGAUCCUAAUUCCACACAUAGCACCACUAUACUCACCACAUCCUCGCUAGCUGCCCCAGCUACAGUGGCACAUAAUGGCAAUGCCAGUAUCACAACCGCUGGAUCCUCAAGCAGCGCGCUGCGCCUGCCACGAUUAAAUCCCAUUGUCAACCAUGCGUCGCUACCGAAUCCCGCCAGCAAUUCGUUACCGCUAUCUCAACCUGCGCAACGCGAUGAAUUCUCUACAUAUGGCGAGUAUGUGGCCAAUGAGAUGCGUGCCAUUGAGAAUCGUGAAGUGCUCACUGCAUUAAAGCACAAAAUUAAUACAGCUAUCUAUGAGGCAAAUAUGUCGGAGCUGCAUAAAUAAUAUAAAUAUAAACUAAUCUUUUUAGCUGCAACAUAUGUAGAUAUAAGUUUAAAAGUUUGAGUCCCGGUUUGGGGACUUUUUGUUUUUUGUUUUAAACUGUAAAUGUUGUAGUUUCAUCGACCAAUACAAAGUUUUGUAUCGAUUUAAUAAUUAAGCCAAAUAUACAAUUUAGUUCAA
Messenger RNA from Drosophila busckii, 1802 nucleotides. RefSeq lists its product as uncharacterized. The coding region runs from base 372 to 1625 and encodes 417 amino acids. NCBI's taxonomy places the organism in Eukaryota, Metazoa, Arthropoda, Insecta, Diptera, Drosophilidae. The record is from RefSeq and is a predicted model, not a curated record. The transcript is spliced from 2 exons.